UUUGUGAGACCGUAACAAAUUCUCAAGUCCCUGUGGUCCGAUAUGUGUUAGUCAAGCCUUCGUGGUUAAUGCUGGUGUCAAUACAUUGGUCUUUAAAGGGCGGCGUGUGACCUAUAUACGGUAACCGAGAGCAUCAAACAAAGACAGGGACACUUUGUAUGGAAUACACCUCCGUGUAGACAUUGACAAGAAGAUUGUGCGUGCCUGAAGUGGCAAAAACGCUUGAAACAGACAGCGGAUUUCCGAACGUAAUCACCGACGGAGAACAUUAAACGGAGCUCGAGAAUAACAUCUCUUUUGAAAAUGUUUGUGAACAAAUUCGUUUGUUUACGAAGGAUAUUAACAUGUUCGGUUUUAGUGACAUUUAUUGGGAUCGCCUUCCUCUGCUCAGUGGACACCGAUAUAUGGUUAGACCAAGAAAAGCUAAAAGAAGAAAUUAAGAAGGAAGAAUACGAAACUGAUAUACGCCGGACCGUGCCAAAGCACGCGCUAGAAAGACUCAAUACGUAUAAGAUGAUCACAGAUUUUAAUGAUCUGUUGUCAUUGGUGAAUAUUUCAACAUCAGUGAUAACCAUACGGAAUAACAAAUCUGAGGUCAAAGUUGGAGAUGACGUCAUUGUUGACAUUGAUUUGUUCAAUGGAAGAGGAGAGCGAUCAACUCGCGGAGGUGACAUGCUCAGGGUGUGGCUUCGAGAACCUUCCCGUCAUGCAUCUGUUUCCGGUUAUGUAAUCGAUCAUGACAACGGGUCAUAUACAGGAGUAAUUAAAGCCAUGUGGGCCGGCAAUCCAGAGUUGAUGUUUUCUAUUGCGAACACGAAGGAACAUAUUGGAAUUUUUAUGAAUAUAGUGCAUAAGCAUGGCUUGAUCAAGUUUCUUCGAGCAAGAUUUAUUAAAGGAAAAUUGACAGAGGUCACUUUAUGUAGCAUCAUACCAAAUAUUCCUAAUGUAACAGAUUACUGCAACUUCACAACCCAGAACUUCAACUUUUCCUUUUUCUGUGGUAAACCAAAACAUAUGGAUUGUGAAGAUUGGGUUUUGUAUGCAGCAUCUUCUAGCUACUCCUGUAAUGCGAAGAACAAAUCACUUAUGCGGAAUAGGUAUAUCAGAAAGAAAGUAGGGAAGGUGAAGGUAUUAGCUGAUUCUGGUUAUAAAGGAGAGUCUGAUAUCACCUGCCAUGACGUCAGCAGUAAUCAAACUUGGCACACAUUUAACCCGACUGGCUACUUCUACAAGGGUGAAUGGCGACCGUUAAUCUGCAAACCUUCAAUAUCAUGGAAGUAUGAAUCAUACGCCAAGUGUUUAAAGAAUCGGCCGGUACUCAUGACAGGUGACUCCACCACAAGGAAUUGGUAUGUUCCUUUGACCAAGCUGUUAAAUCUAACUAUAUCCGAUGGACGUAAUGAAAUUAAGGACAAAGCAUGGCAGAAAUUUGCUGAAGCGGGAAACAAUAACAAAUCGUUAUCGUUAUAUUGGACACCACACGAAAUUCCCUUCUACGGCUCUGAAAGAACUGAACAAAAUAAAAACAAUUUCCGGUCUAUAGCUUCAAGAAUAGACGAUUUACCUGGACAAAAACGUAUCAUUCUCAUAUUACAUUGGUAUGCUCAUUUGGCGAGAACAACUCCACAACAGUAUAGAGAGCAUGUGACGAGUGCCAAACAUGCUGUAGUGCGUCUUUUAAAACGGUCUCCUGAUUCUAAAAUUCUGGUAAAGGGUCCCCACUCUUAUACAUACAACUACUUUGUAGAACCAUUCGACUACAUCAGUAGAAUUUACAGUCAGAUUAUUUACGAGGAGUUCAAAGAUUUACAACAUAAAAUAUAUUUUAUCGAUCAGUGGGAUGCAACCAUUGCAAACGAGAACUUUGACAUACAUCCGAAACCUGCAUUAGACCCAAUAAUGGUUAAUUUCGCGUUUUCAUUUAUUUGUAAAUAAUUAUUCAGCAGACAUUUUGAUACCUUUAGUCAAUUCUAUUCCACCGCAAAACCAAUGGUACAUGCUUAGAUAUAUUUUACUAGUUUUUGGUAGCAAAACAAGUUACUUUUAGAUUUUUUAGCCGGUUUAUAUUCCUCGUGGUGUUGUGGUCCCUAUACCACUGUCCAUAGUCUAGUGUGGCUAACAUAAUUUCUCGUUCUCGCACUGUUGAUAGUUGUUAACACGUUCUCGCCGAUUUGAUAUUUUUGAGAUAUUUAUUACGCAGAUGACGAUCACCUUUAAUUUGAAAACAAUAUUAGUUACAACAUUUGGGCUAUCAUAAAUUAAGAAAACAACACUAUUGGACGGCUGUUUUGAAUGAGCACACUCUGAUUGUAUUGCAAACUUAGUUCAUUAAUUGAAAAAUAAAGCUUCAAUGCUAUCAUGUCAACUCAA
Messenger RNA from Pecten maximus, 2370 nucleotides. Its product is annotated as NXPE family member 3-like. The record is from RefSeq and is a predicted model, not a curated record. The transcript has 4 exons. NCBI's taxonomy places the organism in Eukaryota, Metazoa, Mollusca, Bivalvia, Pectinida, Pectinidae. The coding region runs from base 304 to 1935 and encodes 543 amino acids.